Closterium sp. Naga37s-1 is the source of this 1482-nucleotide messenger RNA. The record is from the annotation of a GenBank genome assembly. NCBI's taxonomy places the organism in Eukaryota, Viridiplantae, Streptophyta, Zygnematophyceae, Desmidiales, Closteriaceae.
AUGAUUCCUAUUGAAGCACAAAUGUUGAAAUGUUUGUAUUCGUGUGUUCCCAUGAUGCAGCAGCAGGGCGGUGGUGGCAGCGGUGGUGGUGGCGGCGGUGGCGGUGGUGGUGCUGGUGGUUCUGGUGGGGAUCAUGGAGGGAAGAAGAAGAGGCGGGGGCGAAGGAGGGGAGAGGGACAGGCAACGGCAGAGUGCGCUACAGAUGCAGGGGCAGAGGGUGGUGCAGCAGAGGGCGUGGCAGGGGCAGAGGGUGGUGCAGAGGGCGUGGCAGGGGCAAAGGGUGGUGCAGAGGGCGUGGCAGGGGUGGGUACAGCGAUAGCAGUGGAAGGUGGUGCGGAUGCAGCAAGGCAGGUUGCUGCAGAUGCAGUGAGAAGGGCUCUCACAGGGGCAGCGGUGGAGAGUGCUGCAGGAAUGGCAGUGGUGGGGAGCGAUGCAGAGGCAGUGGAGGGUGGUGCAGAGGCAGUGGAGUGUGGCAUGGGGGGAACAUCAUGGGUUGCUGUCGUUGCAGAAGUAGAGGAGAUAGAGGACGAGCAGAUUCGGGGAGAGCAGAUACUGGAUGGGCAGACAGCAGGAUAUCAGGUGAUGGAAGGGCAGGCAGAGGGGGUUUCAUUCGUGGUGGUGGAGGAGGGUGCAUGGCAGGCGAAGGAAAGGCAGGCGGAUGAAGGGCAUGCAAAUGGAGAGCAAACACUGGAAGGGCAGGCAGAGGGGGAUUUAUUUGUAGUGGCGGAGGAGGGAGCAUGGCAGGCGGUGUGGGAGCCGCUCUCCCACGGUGUGUACUUCUGCAAUGCUGCUGCCGCCAUCACCCAGUGGCACCCGCCCGAUCAUGGCGAGGGGAGUGGGCUUGCGUGCUGGGUGGGAUGGACGCCUGCCCAGGCUGUAGCAGAGGAGGCUGUAUCUGCAGAGGGAGCUCCCACACAGGCAGAAGUGGAGCAGGUCUUGCUUGAGCCGGCUGUAGCUGAAGCAGAGGCUGUAGCAGACCGGAGUGUAGAAGAGGAGGCUGCCAUCGCCGCCCACCACGCUGCCAUGUGCGCUGCUGUCAUGGAUUGUGAUGAUGCCACGUGUGCAGGGGGUGAUGCUGCCACGUCAGCAGGAGGCGGUGGUGCUGGCGCGUCGGCAGGCGCCAAUUGUGCAGAAGAUCGUGCUGCCACGUAUGCUCCUGCCACGUGUGGUGACCACACUGCACCUCUAAGUUCAGAGGAAGAGGUUCUAGAGCAGAGAGGGGUCCGAGUAAAAGCGGGGGAGGAGGAGGUUGAGGAUGGACGGGUGGGAGAGGUAAACAGCGAAUGUGAGGGGAUGGGCAGACAGGGAGGAGAAGAGGAACUGAGAGGUGGCUCCCUCGACGAAGGGAGGUGUGAGUGCGUAGCAGGCACGAGGGGUGCAGCAGACGUGGGGGGUGCAAAAGACCUGGUGGGUGGGGCAGGCGUGGUGGUGGAUGCCUUCUGUGGGGUGGGUGGCAACACCAUCCACCUGGCCAAGCUGUGA